Molecule: messenger RNA, 5345 nt
Organism: Antechinus flavipes (yellow-footed antechinus)
Lineage: Eukaryota; Metazoa; Chordata; Mammalia; Dasyuromorphia; Dasyuridae
Gene: PDE4A
Product: phosphodiesterase 4A
Exons: 15
Coding region: 441-2906 (821 amino acids)
Biological process (GO): signal transduction
Cellular component (GO): cytosol; nucleus; perinuclear region of cytoplasm
Molecular function (GO): 3',5'-cyclic-AMP phosphodiesterase activity
Source: RefSeq, a predicted model, not a curated record
GCGGCGGCGCCGCGGCAGCAGCUGGGUUGACACCGGCUGUGGGGCGCGGGGCGCCCCUUGGGACCCCCGAGCCCCAGGGAGAAGAGUGCCUUUCCCCGCUAGCCCCUACCGGUUCCAAGCUCUUUGGUUCAGGGCUUCGUUGCCGAAAGCUCUGGGGCUCCAGCGAAUCUCAUCCAAACCCAAUACCUCUCAGCGCCCAGGAGCCGUGCCUGCUGUCAGCCCCCGCAGCGACCUGUGUUUCUGUCCCCCACUCUGCUCUUCCCGCUACCCCUAGACUCUGUGUCCGGAGCCCCUGGGCUAGCCCUCAUCCGCCCUUUUUGGUUCUGGGGCAAGAUGGCUCGGGCAAAGCAGAGCGCAAGGACUCUGGCCUGGGCGCACGGGGCUGCGUACCACUGAAAGCCGGGGUCCGAGAGGGAACCGGGGCGGGCUGGAUAGCCAGAAUGGAGCCGCCACCCUGCUCAAAGAAGAGCCUGUCCCUGUCGCUGCCUGGGGCUCGGGAUGGCCAGGCCACGCUGAGGCCACCCCAGCACCUGUGGCGCCAGCCACGGACCCCGAUCCGGAUCCAGCAGCGUGGCUAUUCUGACAACACAGACCGGGAGCGCGGAGCGCAGGGGGCAGAGCGGGGGGACUCUGAGCGGGAACGAGCUCCGCACCGGCCCAUAGAGCGUGCUGAUGCUGUGGACACGAGUGACCGGCCUGGCCUACGCAAGUCCCGCAUGUCCUGGCCCUCUUCUUUCCAUGGGACCUCGGCCAGUGGCAGCGGCGGCAAACGCUUUGAGGUGGAGAAUGGACCUUCUCCCUCCCCAGGACGCAGCCCCUUGGACUCGCAGGCGAGCCCGGGGCUGGUGCUGCCCCCCAGCGCCCCCCAGAGCCAGCGCCGUGAGUCCUUCCUGUACCGCUCCGACAGUGACUAUGACAUGUCACCCAAGACCAUGUCCCGAAACUCUUCCAUUGCCAGUGAAGUACAUGAAGACUUGAUUGUGACGCCCUUUGCCCAGGUGCUAGCAAGUCUAAGAAGUGUCCGAAGCAACUUCUCCCUCCUGGCCAAUGUGCCGGCCGCUGUUGGCAACAAGAAGUCCCCAAUGGGCAAUCAGCCAGCAGUGCACAAGGCCACGCUCUCAGAGGAGACGUACCAGCAGCUGGCCCGGGAGACCCUGGAGGAGCUGGACUGGUGCCUGGACCAGUUAGAGACAAUGCAGACCUACCGCUCAGUGAGCGAGAUGGCCUCCCACAAGUUCAAGAGGAUGCUGAACCGUGAGCUGACCCACCUAUCAGAAAUGAGCCGAUCGGGGAACCAGGUCUCGGAAUACAUCUCCACCACCUUCCUGGACAAGCAGGCUGAUGUAGAGAUUCCAUCCCCUACCCCCAAGGAGCAGGAGAAGCAGCUUCAGCAACGGCCACAGAGGCAACCCAUGUCCCAGAUCAGUGGAGUCAAAAAGCUCACCCACAGUUCCAGUCUCAGCAACUCGGGCAUCCCUCGAUUUGGGGUCAAGACUGACCAGGAGGAGCUAUUGGGCCAGGAACUGGAAAACCUGAACAAGUGGGGCCUUAAUAUCUUCCAAGUAGCUGAGUUCUCCAAUGGCCGUUCGCUAGGAUGUAUCAUGUAUACCAUAUUCCAGGAGAGGGACCUGCUGAAGACCUUCAAGAUCCCGGCGGAUACACUGGUGACCUACAUGCUGACUCUGGAGGACCACUACCACGCUGACGUGGCCUAUCACAACAGCCUGCAUGCCGCUGAUGUCCUGCAGUCCACACACGUGCUUCUGGCCACACCAGCGCUUGAUGCUGUGUUCACAGACCUGGAAAUCCUAGCUGCUUUGUUUGCCGCUGCCAUCCAUGAUGUUGACCACCCCGGGGUCUCCAACCAGUUCCUCAUCAAUACAAACUCAGAACUAGCCCUGAUGUACAAUGAUGAGUCUGUGUUGGAGAAUCAUCACCUGGCUGUGGGCUUCAAGCUGCUGCAGGAGGAGAACUGUGACAUCUUCCAGAACUUGAACAAGAGGCAGAGGCAAAGUCUUCGCAGGAUGGUCAUUGAUAUGGUGCUGGCCACAGAUAUGUCCAAACACAUGAGCCUUCUGGCUGACCUCAAGACCAUGGUGGAAACUAAAAAAGUGACAAGCUCAGGGGUCCUGCUGUUGGACAAUUAUACGGAUCGAAUACAGGUCCUUCGGAACAUGGUGCACUGCGCUGACCUCAGCAACCCGACAAAGCCCCUGGCACUGUACAGGCAAUGGACUGACCGCAUCAUGGAGGAGUUCUUCCACCAGGGAGACAAGGAGCGGGAGAGGGGCAUGGAGAUCAGCCCCAUGUGUGACAAGCACACGGCAUCUGUGGAGAAAUCCCAGGUGGGCUUCAUCGACUACAUUGUGCAUCCCCUGUGGGAGACGUGGGCGGACCUGGUUCACCCCGAUGCCCAGGAGAUUCUGGACACGCUGGAGGAUAACCGGGACUGGUAUCACAGCGCGAUCCCACAGAGCCCCUCGCCGCCCCCCGAGGAGCCGCCUGGCCAGCCCCAGGACAGGUUCCAAUUCGAACUGAUCUGUGAGGAGGACACAGCAGCCCCCAAGGCCCCGCUGGAGGGAGAGGACGAGCCAGCCCCCGAGAAGGGGCGGGCAGGCCCAGGCCAUGGCCCCGCAAAGGGCAGCCUGCCCGCCCCACCCUCCACAAGGCCCUUAAGUCCAACCGGAGCUUGGAUAAUUCCACAAAGCUGUCCCACACCAGACACCAUGGGGGAGGAAGAAGGGCGGCCGAGGGAGUCCACACCAGCCAAAGAGGAGCAGCAGCCAGCCAUAGUGCCGCCUCAGGAGCUGAAAGCAGAAGCAGAAGUAACAGAGGCCGAGGCCGAGACCGAGACCGAGGCCGAGACCUCCUCCCAAGCAGAGGAAGAACCCCCCAGGGAGGCUUGAGCCAGUCCAGGGGACCUAGGAUGUCCAGCCUGAGCUCCAUCUCCCCCUCCCUACGUCUUCCCCAGCCCUGGACUCCUCCACGUCCACCAACCACCUCAACCUGUUUCCGGAAGCAGCAGCAGCAAAAACUUGCAGUUUCGAAAAAAAAGAAAAAAGAAAACUAUUUUUCCCCCUUUUUCUUUUUUUUCCCUGCGGGGUUUUUUGGUGGUGGGAUUAGGGAUAGGGGUAGGGGAUGGAUGGGAAGGGGCGGGGGGGAGGGUAAAGGGGGGAGAUUUUUUCUGUUUUUAACUAUGAAGUUUUUAGAAAAAAAAAAGAAAAAAGAAAAAAAAAAAGGGAAUGAAACACAGCAACUGUAGAUGCCCUUCCCUACCCCAGCCUCUAGGGCUCAGUCUUCCUCGGCAUAGUCUGUGCCCAACUACUAACUUCUCUCUUGUCCUGCUGUGAGUAGGCCUCGGGGUGCCCCCUGCUGGGCAUAGCCAUCCUAGGGGGAGCAAGGGGUCUCUGUGCAUGGGGACCCCAUCUCCUAGCCAACGCCCACCCCGGGCUACCACCUUCAGGAAGUCUUCCUCUAUUUUGCACAGUGAUUGGCAAUACAGUGGGGAGCAGGGCUGGGUGAAGGGCGUGUGUGGUGGGGGGCUGGGCAGUGUGGUCAGCACCCUGAGCCGCUUUCUUUGCUCUUUUAAUUUUGCCAAAAACUCGGGCGUGUGUGUCUGGGGGGGCGGGCUGGGGGGGACGGAAGGGCAGGAAGGGCUGCCUCUCCCCCUCCCUGGCCCUGACCUCUCCUUGGGCCUCAGGUUUGCCUUUGGAGGGUGUGAUGAGUUUUUCUGGCCUCUGUAAUGGGCUGGAGGGGGAAGCUCUGCCUCCCUCCCACCUAGCUGCUGUUUGCUCUCCUGGUUUCUGCCUUAACCCCUCCCUGUGGCCUUGGGGGGACAGUGAGGGGAGCUGGGGAGCAGAGGGUCCGUGCUCAGGAGACUGCAGUUCCCCCUCAACCCCCCUCCUUCCCCUCCCCAGCUGGUCCCCCAUGGGGGGGAGCUCCAAGCAAUAAAUUCCACCCGACCCCAAACCCAAUCCCACUCCUCCCUUUCCCCCCUCCCCUGGCAGCCCCCACUCCUGCUCCUUUGGGAACCAAAGCUGCCUCUCUUCUCCUGGUAACCCCUGCCCUGAUUUUCCCUCUGGCCUCUGCCAGGUGCCCCAACCACUGGGGGCUGAGAGGCUCUUGGGUCACAGGUCAGAAAGACAGGACUCCCCCUUUCCAUCUAGAAGUGCCCAGGCAGGGAAGGAGCUGGGGUCCGCUCUGGACGGAACCGCCCUCAACGGAGGCUGUGGAGGUAGAAAGGGGGCAGUGGUAUUUCUUUUCCUUUGCUGCACCUCUCCUUUCCUUGCCAAUUCUGAUCACACACAGUACUGUAGCAGCAAUCAGCCCUUUCUUUUGUUCCUUCAUCUGUGAUCCAUUUCUGUCCUUGGCUCCCUUCUCUGGCUUUCCAUCUCCCCCUUGCCCAUCAUUAGUCGUUUCUGUUUGAUGAAAGAGCAGAAAGACCUGGCUUCCAAUCCUGGUUCUGGCACUAGCUGUACGGCCUUGGGCAAGCCUCGGUUUCCUCCUUUUUAAUAUGGAGAUAAUAAUCACUUACACUUCCUACCUCACAAGGUGGUUGUGAGGAAAGUGCUUUGUAAACCUUGAAGCCCUCUAAAUAAAUGUGAGUUAUUAUCGCCCUCCUCCUCCCUCCCUCCUCCUGUCUGCUGGUCCUUCGGCCUCAGUGGAUCCCAGGCCCUUCCUCACACCUCCUUGCCUCCCCUUCCUCCCCCGCCCCUGGGCUCCUGUACAGGGUUUAUUUUUGUAAAGAAAGUGGUUUCUGUCCAGCUGGUCAGGGUGGAGGCUGUGCCGCCGCCGUCUGUACAUACUGUAAGGAUGGAUUGUAAAUUAUUCUCCAGUAGAAUAAAGGGAAAAUGGCCUCCCCCCAAGUCAUCCCCUCCCGAGCCUCUAAUGCUGUCCCAUUCCGUCCGUCCUCCCCUCCGGCCGCCGGGAGGGAGAGGGGUUGGGGAGGGGGCAGGGGAGCCUCCUGGUGAGGCGGCCUCCGGUGUAUUUAUAUUGUGUAAUAUAGACAAGUGGGAGAGCGCAAUUAUGAUGAUUCUCAUGCGUUGUGUCAGGGGAAGAGAGGAGGCAGAAAUUGCUCACCCCUUCUUCCUUAGAGGAUGGGGGGUAUGGCUGGUAAUGGAGAAAAGGAAAGUGGCUUUGGGCCAUUGUCCUGCCGCCCAGCCCACUCUCCCCAAGGCCCUGGAAAAGCUAGGCGGGGGUAGAGAAGGGGGAACCCCAGCACCCCCCGGCCGCAGAGGGAUGAUGGAAGGGGGGUUGUGGUGGCCGGGUGAGGGCUCUGCAAUUCUCUGGCGUUUUGUCCACUGGGCUGUCAGUGGUGUCUCCAAUUAAAGUGAGGCCUUAACAGA